CUGAAAUAUGUAAUUAAUAAUUUACAAUGAGCAUGACGAAGAAUAAGGAAAUUUGGACAAAAUUAGUCGAGAAAGGUAAGAAAGGCACCUUCUUGGAUGGACUUGUUCUUGGUACUCUUGUACAAGACCAAUCUCACUCGAUCGAAGACUGGGCAUCUCUAUUUGAAGAUUGGAAGGAAAGUGCUAAUGAAAUGGGCUUAGAUGAGGACAAAAAGAAGUUGCUGAUGUACUCUUCCUUCUUGCUGACCUACAACCUUGGCAAGAACAGGGAAUCAAUGAAGAAGAGAGAUUAUAAGAAGGCUGAGAAGAAUAUUGAAGGAACUAACACAUCUGACUUAUUCUCUCAUGUCUAUGGAUCCAAGCCAGAUUUGGAUAAGAAUAACACAAGAGAGAGUGAUAAAGAGCCUUUGAAGGACAUCAAGGAGGAAGAGGAAAGUAAGGAAGAACAUGAAAAUGAAAAAUCAAAGAACUCCCGUCCUACUUUGGUUGAAGAGAAAACUCCCUUUUAUGAGGAAGAAGAGAAUGCAGUUCAUAAGUGCAGUUUUUGUCAUAAAAUGAGUAGGAAGACAAGGCCACUGAAGAACUGCAAUCACUUUAUCCAUAACAGUUGCUUGAAGAUGAAGACUAUUAGUACUCUAAUCACAGGAAAGUACAAGAUCAUGUGUCACGAUAAGGAGUGUACAGAGUUGGUUAAUAGAGAUGACAUUUUCACAGUGAUUGAUGACAAGGCUCAAAUUUGCUAUGACUCCUUACAUUUCUUACUCGAGUUCAUAAGUGCAGAGUCUGAUAGGAUAGUUUACUGGUGUUUUAACUGCAGACUGAUAAAUUGCAAGUACGGUAGCCAGAACUCCAAGUGCCUAGCCUGUAACAAAAAGCAGGACAAACUGAAAAGUGUGUUCACCUUGAUCAAACUAGCCAUAAUCGAGAAGGAAUCCAAGUACCUUUUCUCCCAGAGCAAAUCCAAAGAUGGAAAGAACCACGAGGCUAUUAACAAGUGUAUUGAGGACUGCAAAGAGCAGAUUCCCAGAUGUCCUGAAUGCUUGCUCUGGAAGCACAAAUUCUCUAGUAUCACCCUUAAGUGUCUUUGCUAG
Molecule: messenger RNA, 1091 nt
Organism: Moneuplotes crassus
Lineage: Eukaryota; Ciliophora; Spirotrichea; Euplotida; Euplotidae
Source: the annotation of a GenBank genome assembly